Messenger RNA from Coccinella septempunctata (seven-spotted ladybird), 1940 nucleotides. RefSeq names its product zinc finger protein 184-like. The record is from RefSeq and is a predicted model, not a curated record. Gene Ontology annotation, molecular function: zinc ion binding. Lineage: Eukaryota; Metazoa; Arthropoda; Insecta; Coleoptera; Coccinellidae. The transcript is spliced from 4 exons. Gene Ontology annotation, cellular component: nucleus. Bases 123 to 1697 code for a protein of 524 amino acids.
ACGCAAAUCAGAGACUGGCUACUGGCUCAAAUAUUUGUUUUUUUGUGCGCUCAAGUAGAAAAGAACCUAGGAACUGGAAAGUGAAAAAAUGAUAGAAUAAUCCCGUUUGAUUAUUAAUAAAUAUGAAUAAAGUAAUAGUACCUCAGAACAAAAAUUCUAUUUGCAGAUUCUGCUUGAAAUCGUCCAAAGAUCUCAUAAUUGUCAAUAACCAAGCCAAUAUUAAGUUAUCCAAAGCAGGCAAUGUAAGCUUCAAAAAAGUGUUGAAAAAAUUAUGUAUCAAGAUUGAUAAUGCAGAAUAUUUACCUAAUGGAAUUUGUUGUCAGUGUAAAAAUAAACUAGAAGAUUUUUAUAUAUUUCUUGAAAAAGUUGAAAGCAAUGAAGAAAUACUACAUAAAGUCUAUGGUGACUGUACAAUCAUUAAUCCAAAGAAAAAUGAUGAUAGCUCCACUCAAUCAUUUCAAGAUUUUUCUUCACACUACGAUGGAGAACCUGAUCAUACUUAUGUAAAACCAACUAAUGACCAACUAGGGGAAACUAUCCCUAGCAUUUGUGAUGCAAGGUCUGAAAAUCCAAAAUCGUCUUCCUUGGGUGAUAGAUUAGAGGUGUACAUAAUAAAAACUAAAACUGACAUCAAUAAAGGAUUAAACAAAAACAAGUUUGAUGAGAUGCAGGAAGAACACUCGAAGCCUGAACAACAAAAAGAAUUUGAGAGGAAGGAACCUUUUUGCAUUAAACAAUGUUUUUUCUGUCCUAAAAAAUUCAGUAAUAAUAAUCUCAGGAUCUUGCACUUCAUAGAACAUGUAAUACAGGCAACAGAAGCAACUGUAUCACCAAGAUUAUUUUGUCAGUAUUGUGGACUUUUAGCUACUGCAAGGCAAGAGUUAGCUGAUCACAUAAACUCUCAACAUAAUGAUGAACAAAAUUCCACUUGUGAAUCUUGUAAUAUAAGAUUUUCAAAUAAUCAAGAACUAGAAGAACAUUUCAGAAGACAGCACAUUGAAAAUUUUGAGGAAGAAAUAGAUAUAGAUAUUAUGUGUUUAAUAUGUAAAAAGGUAUUUGAUGAUACUAACCAGAUGAUGGAACAUGCUCUAGAACAUUUAAUCAGAAGGCACACAUGUCUAUCAUGCAGAAAUGUUUAUAUAUGUGAUGCCGCAUUAAAUGAACACCAUAAGACACACCCAAGAUACAGAUUCAAGUGUCCAAUUUGUGGAAAACUAACUUGCACUAGUAGAACAGCAUUACGAGAACACAUAAGGAACCAUUCAGAGUCUAAAAGUUUUCAGUGUGAUUUGUGCCAAAGGACAUAUAAAAGUAUGGGUCGUUUGAAGAUGCAUAAGAAAAGUCACUUCAGGAUGAAUAAUAUUUGUCCUAUUUGUCCAUAUUCAACGAUGUCAAAAUCAGAUUUUAAUACACAUUUGAGAGUACAUACCAAUGAGCGCCCAUUCAAAUGUUCGUUUGAAGAAUGUGGAAAGGCAUUCAAAACCAAUAGUGCACUUUGUAUUCAUAUAAGAGAACAUUUGAAGAUAAAAAUGUUAUCAUGUGAAUUUUGUGAUUAUAAAACUAACAGAUACAAUAGCUUAACUCACCAUAGAAGAAUCCAUACGCUGGAGAAACCCUACAGUUGUGAAUUUUGUGGAAAAACUUUCAGUAGGCCUUACACUCUUACUGUACACCUGAAGAAAAUCCAUAAAAAGUAGGAUUGUUUAUUCUUGAGGCAGCAUUCGGUCUUGAUAACAAACCUUUCCAUGACUUGAUAAUGCCCCAACUUCUACAAUCUCUUGAAGGCUUAAGUACUAAGGAUAAGUAAGUGUUGAGGUUGUAGGGAGAAAUAUUUCCUCUGUAUGUCUACCGUCACUUUUUUCCUGUAAUUUUUUUGACAUUUUGUUAACAACACUAUUGUUGAUUUGUAGUCCAAAAAGAAUAUAUUGAAUUAAAAAAUA